Lacerta agilis (Sand lizard) is the source of this 1199-nucleotide messenger RNA. RefSeq names its product polycomb group ring finger 3 (gene PCGF3). The record is from RefSeq and is a predicted model, not a curated record. The transcript has 11 exons. The coding region runs from base 254 to 982 and encodes 242 amino acids. Gene Ontology annotation, biological process: regulation of transcription by RNA polymerase II. Gene Ontology annotation, cellular component: PRC1 complex. NCBI's taxonomy places the organism in Eukaryota, Metazoa, Chordata, Lepidosauria, Squamata, Lacertidae.
CUGGAUGGCAGACUCUGAAAAGAAAUGCAGUUUUAAGAGGCUGCUAUUUGCCCUGCAAGAGAAAACAAAGCAUACAGGCUUUCAACUAUUCCUUGCAGACCCAGCGACUCCAAAUUCCUAGAUACUGGAUUCCUAUCAUGCUGCUUUUAACUGACCUGAAGUCAGCUGCAGGUUAUAUCAGUCUAAGGUCAUUUCAACAACAGAUGAACUUUUACAGUUCAAUCGUAUACAUUCCAACUCAGAGACACCAAAGAUGCUGACGAGGAAGAUUAAGCUUUGGGACAUCAAUGCCCAUAUAACCUGCCGCCUUUGCAAUGGUUAUCUUAUUGAUGCUACCACUGUAACGGAAUGCUUGCAUACCUUCUGCAGGAGUUGCUUGGUAAAGUAUUUGGAAGAAAAUAACACCUGUCCCACAUGCAGGAUAGUUAUACACCAGAGCCAUCCACUACAAUAUAUUGGUCAUGACAGAACAAUGCAAGAUAUUGUUUACAAACUUGUUCCAGGUCUUCAGGAAGCGGAAAUGAGAAAGCAGAGGGAUUUCUACCACAAAUUGGGCAUGGAAGUACCAGGUGACAUCAAAGGGGAGACGUGCUCAGCCAAGCAACAUUUAGAUUCCCACCGUAAUGGGGAAACAAAAGCAGAUGAGAAUACAAACAAAGAAACGUCGGAAGAGAAACAGGAAGAAGAUAAUGAUUAUCAUAGAAGUGAUGAGCAGGUAAGCAUCUGCUUAGAAUGCAACAGCAGCAAAUUACGCGGAUUGAAGAGAAAAUGGAUUCGCUGCUCUGCACAAGCUACAGUCUUACAUCUAAAGAAGUUCAUUGCCAAAAAGCUUAAUCUUUCUUCUUUUAAUGAGCUGGAUAUAUUAUGCAAUGAAGAAAUUCUGGGCAAGGACCACACUCUCAAAUUUGUAGUUGUUACGAGAUGGAGAUUUAAGAAAGCACCUCUACUGCUACAUUACAGACCCAAAAUGGACUUGCUGUAAGAACUAUUUUGUCCUUCUGGACGGUUUUUUGCAGAGACUAUCAUCGGGCACCUUCUUAGUGCAUCACGCAAUUCACCCGUGACACAGACCAGCAGAAUUCAUUCCCGAGAACAGUAGUGCUCUCCUGUUCAACCACCCUGAAUCUUUCUCUGAGGGAUGCAUUAACCUGACUUUCUGGACAGAAAUAUUUAUACUUUUUUCUACAAAAAAAAAAAAA